AUGGAGGGCUUGUUGUUCAAUGUCAAUGGUGGCUACCUGGAGGGUAUCGUGCGUGGAUACCGAAACACCUUACUCACGAGCACAAACUAUAGCAAUCUCACGCAAUGUGAAUCAAUCGACGACGUCAAGAUGCAACUGGGUCCAGCUUACGGCGAGGUGCUCUCAAAUCUUCCCCCGAACCCGUCAACUUCCGCUCUAGCAAACAAGACCACAGAGAAACUCGUCGCAGACUUCAGAUAUCUUCAAGGGCAAGCGACAGGUUCGUUGGCAAAAUUUAUGGAAUACCUCACGUACUCCUACAUGAUCGAUAAUGUGGCACUUCUGAUCACGGGCACGCUACACGAGCGAGAUACGAAGGAAUUGCUGGAGAGGUGCCACCCAUUGGGCUGGUUUGAGACCAUGCCCGUUCUUUGCGUGGCUACCAACAUCGAGGAGCUGUAUAACUCCGUUCUCAUUGAAACCCCUUUGGCUCCAUACUUCAAAGGCAGCCUCAGUCAUCAAGAUCUGGAUGAGUUGAAUAUUGAAAUCGUCCGAAACACCUUGUACAAGAACUAUCUGGAGGACUUCCACCAUUUCGUCAACACAGAUCCCGAAAUGACCUUGACGCCGACAGGGGAAAUCAUGUCAGAAAUUCUCGAAUUUGAGGCAGAUCGCCGAGCCAUCAACAUUACCAUCAAUUCCUUCGGAACCGAGCUUACCAAGGAACAGCGUAAGAAGCUGUAUCCGGAAUUCGGGAAGUUGUAUCCAGAGGGGAUGUUAAUGCUCUCAAGAGCCGAUGAUUUGGAAGGUGUUGGCCUUGCCGUCAGUGGUGUUGGUGACUACAAACGGUUUUUCGAUGAAGUUGGCUUCAACCAGAGCGGCGGCGUCGGAGGUGGCAACAUGUCCGGAGGCAUGGGAGGUGACUCCAAGUCUUUGGAAGACAUGUUCUACCAGAAAGAGAUGGAGCUAUCGAAGAUGGUGUUCACUCGACAGUUCACCCAUGCAGUGAUAUACGCGUGGGUCAAGCUGCGAGAACAGGAAAUCCGAAAUAUUACGUGGAUCGCCGAGUGCAUCGCCCAGAAUCAGAAGGAGAGGAUAGGGAAUUACAUUAGUGUUUUCUAA
This is a messenger RNA of Rhinocladiella mackenziei CBS 650.93, 1101 nucleotides long. Its product is annotated as V-type proton ATPase subunit D. The record is from RefSeq and is a predicted model, not a curated record. The coding region runs from base 1 to 1101 and encodes 366 amino acids. The transcript has 4 exons. Gene Ontology annotation, cellular component: proton-transporting V-type ATPase, V0 domain; vacuolar proton-transporting V-type ATPase complex; fungal-type vacuole membrane. Gene Ontology annotation, biological process: proton transmembrane transport; vacuolar transport; vacuolar acidification. Lineage: Eukaryota; Fungi; Ascomycota; Eurotiomycetes; Chaetothyriales; Herpotrichiellaceae. Gene Ontology annotation, molecular function: proton-transporting ATPase activity, rotational mechanism.